This is a messenger RNA of Akanthomyces muscarius, 777 nucleotides long. RefSeq lists its product as uncharacterized. The transcript is spliced from 3 exons. The record is from RefSeq and is a predicted model, not a curated record. Gene Ontology annotation, molecular function: electron transfer activity. The coding region runs from base 1 to 777 and encodes 258 amino acids. Gene Ontology annotation, cellular component: cytosol. Lineage: Eukaryota; Fungi; Ascomycota; Sordariomycetes; Hypocreales; Cordycipitaceae.
AUGUCUUCGCUACGAAUUCUGGUCCCCAUUAAGCGGGUAAUUGACUAUGCCGUCAAGCCCCGCGUCAACAAGGCCCAGACGGGCGUCGAAACGGCCGGCGUCAAGCACUCGAUGAACCCCUUUGACGAGCUCUCGGUCGAGGAGUCUGUGCGGAUCCGCGAGAAGAAGCGCAGCCCCGGCGGCGUCGAGGACAUUUGCGUCGUCUCGGCCGGCCCGGCCAAGGCGCAGGACGUGCUGCGCACCGCCAUGGCCAUGGGCGCCGACCGCGGCAUCCACGUCGAGGUGCCCGAGGGCGAGGACCUGGCGCCGCUGACGGUGGCCAAGAUGCUGGCCAAGACGGUCGAGCAGCAGCGGAGCAACCUGGUGGUGCUCGGCAAGCAGAGCAUCGACGACGACGCCGGCCAGACGGGCCAGAUGCUCGCCGGCCUACUCGGCUGGGCGCAGGCCACGCAGGCCAGCAAGGUCGAGUUUGGCGAGGCGGACAGCGUCACCGUCACCAAGGAGGUCGACGGCGGCGUCGAGACGGUUCGCGCCAGGCUGCCCAUGGUCAUCACGACGGACCUGCGCCUCAACGAGCCCCGCUACGCGAGCCUGCCCAACAUUAUGAAGGCCAAGAAGAAGAAGCUGGACAAGAUGAAGCUCGGCGACCUCGGCAUCGGCAACGACGUCCGUCUCAAGAUUCUCAAGGUCACUGAACCCCCUGCGAGACAAGGUGGCGGCAAGGUCGAGGACGUCGAUGGCCUCAUUGGCAAGCUCAAGGAGCUGGGUGCUCUAUGA